AUGAGUAUUGGAGACAAUGUCCAACUCCAAAUCGAGGCGGAUCAAUUGCGCAAAGAAUUGGAAGAGAAAGAUUAUGAAUUGGAUAGUGUUCGUACCUUGACUCGAGGUGUGAGAACUGGGGACAAUGCCCAACUCCAAGUCGAGGCGGAUCAAUUGCGCAAAGAAUUGGAAGAUAAAGAUUAUGAAUUGGACAGUGUGCGUACCUUGAAUCAAACCCUUAUUGACAAAGAGCACCAGAGUAACCGUGAUCUACAGGAGGCACGCAAAGUUUUGAUCGAGGCUUUGGAUGACUCUGGAAAUAAGCGCCAUAACCGUGCUAAUAUUGGGAUUAAACGGAUGGGGGAGCUGAAUGCGAAACCAUUUCGAGAUGCUUGCAGCCAGAAGUUCUCACCUUCAGAACAAGAAACAAAAUUUGCUGAGUUAUGUUCACUGUGGCAGAAGCAUAUACAAAAUUCAGAGUGGUAUCCUUUUGAGAAUGUUGCUAUCAACAACAACCUUCAUGAAGUUAUAAAUGAAAAUGAUGAAAAAUUGAAAGAGCUGAAAGAUGAAUGGGGCCAGGAAGUGUAUGACGCCGUGACUUCUGCUUUACUGGAGAUAAAUAAGUAUAAUGGCAGUGGAAGAUAUCCAGUCCCCGAGCUUUGGAAUUUUAGGGAAGAAAGGCAAGCCAGCUUAAAGGAAGUAAUGCAGUAUGUGGUUCAAAAAUGGAAUGCACUUAAAAAUAAGCGCCGGAGAUAA
Molecule: messenger RNA, 735 nt
Organism: Papaver somniferum (opium poppy)
Lineage: Eukaryota; Viridiplantae; Streptophyta; Magnoliopsida; Ranunculales; Papaveraceae
Product: factor of DNA methylation 1-like
Exons: 3
Coding region: 1-735 (244 amino acids)
Biological process (GO): gene silencing by siRNA-directed DNA methylation
Source: RefSeq, a predicted model, not a curated record